Messenger RNA from Dentiscutata erythropus, 327 nucleotides. The record is from the annotation of a GenBank genome assembly. NCBI's taxonomy places the organism in Eukaryota, Fungi, Glomeromycota, Glomeromycetes, Diversisporales, Gigasporaceae.
AUGAUGAGUGAACAUAUUCGAGAAGAUUAUAAAACUGGAAGGAUUGUUUUAAAUGAGAAAGAAUUAGUUGAAAUAAGUUUUGCUUUAUUAAUUCUUCGAUUAUUUCAACCAGAAUUUUAUUUUAUUGGCAUGGUAUUUAUAUUAUUCGGAGGUUCACUUUUAGGCAUCUCUAUGCUCAGACGACGACAUAACAUAGAUGUUUUAGAUCAAUCUAAACCAUUUAAAACAGCUGGUAAAUAUGUAGUUAUAACUGGACUUAUCAGCAUGUUCACUUAUGUUACUUUAUUGGUUAUGAUUUUUCAAAAUGUUUUAGAAUUAAUUGGAUAG